This is a messenger RNA of Melanotaenia boesemani (Boeseman's rainbowfish), 2250 nucleotides long. It is a transcript of the gene ubiad1, whose product is annotated as UbiA prenyltransferase domain containing 1. Gene Ontology annotation, cellular component: Golgi membrane; endoplasmic reticulum. Gene Ontology annotation, molecular function: prenyltransferase activity. Gene Ontology annotation, biological process: menaquinone biosynthetic process; vitamin K biosynthetic process. Lineage: Eukaryota; Metazoa; Chordata; Actinopteri; Atheriniformes; Melanotaeniidae. The record is from RefSeq and is a predicted model, not a curated record. Bases 749 to 1801 code for a protein of 350 amino acids. The transcript has 3 exons.
GUUGUUGUUGUCAGACAUUUCCUCCCGUCUGUCCCUGUGCCGUGAACGUUAGCUCGGAUAGCCAUUAGCUCUAAUCCCAUAAUCUCAAUAGUUAGCCUCAGGUAGUCUGUCGUUCCUAGACUCUUAGUGUCAUGUGUGUUGGCUUCUCCUGUAUGUGAUUUUGUCAACUCUUGGAUGUUAGUGGUAUUAGACAAAAACCAGGUCUACUAGUAAUUGGCCUUAACAUUAGUUUUAUUUAAAGUGGCUGACCGUAGACUUAAAAAGCCCUCGCUUUCAGCUCGCAGUGUAUUUGUCGUGCUACAAAUAUUUAAACUUAAAACGAAACAGUUUGGAAAAUGAAACGAGACUAAGAAUCUUAGGAAGCUUAUAAUUGGCAGGUUAUUUAAAGAAGUAAUAAACUCCGCAUUUGCGUGGAGAGAUUACCUAGUGAUCCUACUGGGCACCGGUCCAUGAACCCGAGGCGUCGGGGGGGAGGUUUCUUGUUGUCUUAAACAAAAGAUGGGUAACAUGAAAAGUGUCAAAAUGAUGAAAAUGACACAAUACGACUUAAGUGUAACUUAAAGUGCAACAAAAACAUGUAAAAGAAUAUUAGUACGACGCUAAACAUUCCAAAAUUAUUCAGAAAUUAUAUACACACAAACUCUUUUUCGCUACUGUUAGAGUCCUGCAGUACAGCAGACAAUUCCUGUCAGGAACACCAAAUCAACACUUUGGAGUUUUGCUGAAGGUGUAGACCCCCUGCAGAGGAAUGGCUAAAGAGCAGAGGCAAAGCAGGGCAGAGACAUUUGUACUGGCUGGAUCAAAUGGUCAUAAUGGCCAACAGUGGCAGACUGGUGUGAAUAACUCAGAACAAAAUAACCCUUCUGCCACUAACCAUAUUUCUCGGAUGGCCCGCGUUGCCUCAGAUGUCAAACAUAAAUGUGCAGCGUAUGUGCUAGCACUGAGACCGUGGAGCUUCAGCACCUCGCUCACGCCUGUAGUCCUUGGCAGCGCUUUGGCAUACAAACUGGAGGGUUCUGUGGACUUGGUCGUCCUUAUGGUGUGUGCAGUGGCUGUCCUCGUAGUCCAUGGGGCAGGGAAUCUUGUAAACACCUACUAUGACUUCUCCAAAGGAAUUGACCACAAGAAGAGCGAUGACAGAACUCUUGUAGAUGAAAUUUUGGCGCCACAGGACGUUGUCAUGUUUGGCGCUCUGCUAUAUUCUUUGGGUUGCUUGUGCGCCACUCUGCUCUUCUUCCUGUCUACACUUAGGCUGGAGCACUUAGCCCUUAUUUACUUUGGGGGACUUUCCAGCUCUUUUUUGUACACCGGAGGCAUCGGCCUCAAGUACGUGGCUCUGGGAGACGUAGUAAUCCUCAUAACCUUCGGCCCUCUGGCUGUCAUGUUCGCCCACGCUGUGCAGGUUGGGUACCUCUCGGUGCUGCCGCUGGUAUACGCCGUCCCGCUGGCCCUCAACACAGAAGCUAUCCUCCACAGCAACAACACAAGAGACAUGGACUCUGACAAGCAAGCAGGCAUUGUCACCCUGGCCAUCCUCAUAGGCCCUACACUAUCUUAUGUGCUCUACAACCUCUUGCUCUUCGCUCCUUAUGUGCUGUUUUGCAUCCUUGCCACCCGUUACACCAUCAGCAUGGCGCUACCUCUGCUCACACUGCCCAUGGCCUUCCCCCUGGAGAAGCAGUUCAGGAGUCGGUGCUAUGCCAAGAUCCCCCAGAAAACAGCCAAGCUCAACCUCCUCAUGGGACUUUUCUAUGUGUUUGGAAUCAUUCUGGCACCUCCCAGCAGCUUGCCAUUGCUGUGAUUCAGAUUUGGCAUUUCAAAUUUUCUUUUAUUACAGACUAGUUUAUGUACCUCUUUGUAUUUGUACGAAGCUUUCUGAAGGCUUUUGUUGGCUUUAAUUUAUUGUGUAACUUAAAAACGGAACAGAUUUAGUUUAGAUGCUGCUCUGUGACAAAAUGAGGCAGGUUGCUUUGCAGUAUUAAGCCUUUUACAAUGUGUUGGUAAAAGUAAGGAUCGUCAGUGUCAUUUUAAAGGGGAAGGCAACAUAUUCAUCAUUUGAGGACCCACGAUUAACCUGCAUUUGCCAUAUUUGAAGUUUGUAAAGACAAAAUACAUAUUGACAUCUAAAAACAAUAAACUAUCAUUACCGAGCUUUGUGUCUUAUGCUACAUUAAGUUAAUUUGGUCAUGUUUUAUUUUUGGAGAACCUAAUGGUAUUUUAUCAGAUUGUAAUAAAGCUCACUGAUGCUGA